GGCCAACGUCAAACCCUCUUGUUCUCUGCCACUAUGCCAAAGAAAAUACAAAAUUUUGCUAAAUCUGCUCUUGUCCAGCCUGUAACUGUAAAUGUGGGUCGCGCCGGAGCCGCCAGCAUGCGAGUCACACAGGAUGUUGAAUACGUUAAACACGAAGCCAAGAUACCUCAGCUUCUACAAGCGCUGGCGAAAACCUCUCCUCCUGUACGUCUAUGUUGGUUCGACCUUGUUUUCGCAACUUGGUCGGAGCGUCAGGGAGACCUUGUCGAACGUACUUAG
Protopolystoma xenopodis is the source of this 279-nucleotide messenger RNA. The record is from the annotation of a GenBank genome assembly. NCBI's taxonomy places the organism in Eukaryota, Metazoa, Platyhelminthes, Monogenea, Polystomatidea, Polystomatidae.